AUAAGACGCCACUAGAGAGGUGGUCUACUUUCGUUUUGUUGUAACAGAGAUUAGCUAAACGCGCCACUAUUUCAUUGUAAAGCCACGCUGUGGGAACUAAGUUUGUGGAGCGCUGAAAUUCGGCCGUUCAGUGUCUGACUUGGCGAGACUCGACGAGAUCUCUUGAGUAUUGGCUGCUGAUCGAAUUGUCAAUCCACACGGAUAGAUUAGCUGGAUGCAUAUUGGUCAAUAUUUGUGAUAUGGAACGGUAAUGUUUAAUGAGAGCCGAGGACAUUGUACGUUAAACAAGCGUAUUGACGAACCAAAACCACUCAACUCACGAAUAGCGCAAAAUUAACUUACUAUUGUCUAUAGCGUUAUUCGUUCAAAAGGGUCACGUGACUGUUACGCUUACCUGCGGCGCGUGAACUUGACAAUAACUCGCCACGUCCGAGUGAAAUUUGAUAUAUAAAAAAAUAUAACCGAUCUGAAACAGUAUUUUAGUUAAACAAUUUGAAAUUAAGUCAAGUAUGGAAGCCAUCAAUAUCAGUGAAUCAUUUGGAUAAUAAUUUACCUGGAAGUUUUUAUAUCAAAGAGACGCCGCUGUUAUUUAAACGAGGUUUAUUUGUAAAAUACAGGUGUGAAGCAUCAUGGGUAGUCUCGUGAAUGAUGAACCCGGCGAGCAGAUGGAGGUCAACACAGUUAUACCCUUAAAUGAUAAAAGUAUGGAAACAUUUCCAACGGAGAAUUCGUACAUGACGAAACCUGGAUAUAGAAGUGAAGAAGAGGGCGAAGAUGAAAACCGAGAAACUUGGAGUAAAAAAGUAGAUUUUCUUCUUUCUGUGAUAGGUUUCGCUGUGGAUCUGGCAAAUGUUUGGAGGUUUCCUUAUCUGUGUUAUAAAAAUGGAGGCGGAGCCUUUCUUAUACCCUAUCUUGUGAUGUUGUUAGUUGGCGGUAUACCGUUAUUUUAUAUGGAACUGGCUUUAGGUCAAUUCAACAGAACCGGUGCCAUAACUUGUUGGGGAAGACUCUGUCCACUUUUUAAAGGUAUCGGAUGGGCGGUAGUGCUGAUCGCCUUCUACACCGAUUUCUUCUACAAUGUGGUGAUUGCCUGGUGUCUCCAUUUCUUCAUCUCGUCUUUUACCGGCCAACUGCCAUGGGUAACAUGUAAUAAUGACUGGAACACCGAUCUCUGUCGUGCUGAUACGUUGGCACUACCCGGCAAUUCAUCCAACGUCAACGAUACGUUAUAUAACAUGACUUUCUUUGGAAACCUUACUAACCAAACAAUGGGUACACAACUCUUUGCCAACAUGUCAAAAUCGCCAGCUUUAGAAUAUUUCGAACGAGGUAUGUUAGAGCUGCAUAAAAGUGGUGGUGUAUUUGACGUGGGGUAUUUAAAAUGGCAGCUGGUCCUGUGUCUGCUUGGUGUCUAUCUCAUCUGUUAUUUCAGUUUAUGGAAGGGAAUUCACACAUCCGGAAAGGUUGUGUGGUUUACUGCUCUCUUCCCCUAUGUUGUACUGUUUAUUUUGAUGUGUAGAGGGGCCACGUUACCCGGAGCUGCAGAUGGGGUGAGAUAUUACUUGACCCCCAAUUUUACCAGUCUGGCCAGUUCUGAGGUAUGGGUCGAUGCUGCAACCCAGGUGUAUUUUUCAUUAGGACCAGGAUUCGGUGUUUUGUUGGCCUACGCCAGUUACAACCAGCUGAAUAAUAACGUAUACAGAGACGCUUUAUUAACAAGUGCCAUCAACUGUUUGACCAGUUUCUUCUCCGGGUUUGUUAUUUUUAUGAUCCUGGGGUACAUGUCCCUUAAAUCAAAUGUGCCGAUAUCCAAGGUAGCAACUGAAGGUCCUGGAUUGGUAUUUGUCGUUUAUCCUGAAGCCAUAGCAACACUUCCGGGUGCGACAUUUUGGUCCAUUAUUUUCUUUUUGAUGUUGCUAACGUUGGGAUUGGAUAGCUCAUUUGGAGGAUCUGAAGCCAUCAUCACAGCUUUAGGAGACGAGUUCCCGAUUCUCAGAAAACAUCGGGAAAUAUUUGUCGCUGUUCUCUUCGCUAUUUACUUUCUGUUUGGUUUGGCUAGUGUGGCACAGGGUGGCGUGUACGUCGUUAAUCUAAUGGAACGUUUUGCUGCGGGAUACUCCAUUUUGUUUGCCGUGUUUUUUGAGGCAAUGGUUGUCUCCUGGGCUUAUGGUGCUGAAAAAUUCGCUGAAGAUAUUGAAGUUAUGAUUGGUCACAAGCCAGGACGUUAUUGGAUGUGGUGCUGGAAGUUCGUAGCUCCAAUAUUUCUUAUGACUAUUAUGAUAUUUGGACUUGUUCACUAUACGCCAUUAACCUAUGAUGAUUAUACCUACCCGUUAUCAGCCAGUUUGAUUGGUUGGGCUAUAGCACUAUCCUCCAUAUUGUGUAUACCGGGCUUUGCUAUAUAUAGUAUCAUUACAGCCAAGGGCACAUUAAUGCAGCGUUUGUCAUUCCUCCUCACUCCACAGAAUAACCGUGAAGCCAAGAUACGGAAAAGUAUCAACACCAUUAAAGUCAAUGAAAAUAAUGUCGGAGAUCAUGUAUAAUGGAUAUAAGCGACGGAAAAUGCACGUGAAAUUCAAAGGCCAAAUAAACUGAACACGUGAUGUUGACAUAAUAAUUGCUGGUUACCACCGGAAGUCCGAAAACUUAAUUGAACUUCGCCAUUUUGAAAAGUACGUUAGUCGCCAUUUUGAUAAAAGAUAAAACAGAAGAACACCUUUUCUGUUAGUCUAGAUUUUGUGAACAAUUAGAUAAUUAUUAGAUUGGAGAUAAAAAAAAACAUUAUGUAAAUUUGGAUUUUAUGACGUCAGAAACUAAAGACUAAAGAUGGCGUCGAGAAAGAUAAAAAAAAAUGUGACUUCGCAAGAUGGACACGUCUUGGAAAGAUAGUCAUUGUGUUAAAUGACAGUUUUUAUUCGUGAAACAUAUUAGUGACUGGUAGUAUGAGAACUUUAAUUGUAUGCACGUACAAAGAAGCAAUUUAGUAAUUAAUGCAAUAGUGUUGAAUAUGUAGCAACAUUAUUGUUUUGUUUUUUGUGUGUUUCUAUAGCCACGGGUGCGCAUGUGCCUUAGUUAGGCCCACUGAUAUCAUGCUUCGUUAAUAAUAAUAUGUACAAUCUGUAUUAUAGAUUUAAUUCACGUGUGCUGUGUAAAUAGCUUUAUAAAUAUACACA
Messenger RNA from Patella vulgata (common limpet), 3173 nucleotides. RefSeq names its product sodium-dependent dopamine transporter. Bases 630 to 2543 code for a protein of 637 amino acids. The record is from RefSeq and is a predicted model, not a curated record. Gene Ontology annotation, cellular component: neuron projection; presynaptic membrane; neuronal cell body membrane. The transcript is spliced from 15 exons. Gene Ontology annotation, molecular function: dopamine:sodium symporter activity. Lineage: Eukaryota; Metazoa; Mollusca; Gastropoda; Patellidae. Gene Ontology annotation, biological process: sodium ion transmembrane transport; dopamine uptake involved in synaptic transmission.